AUUCUGUCAGUGUGUUCCACGUCUUCAGAUCAUCAUGAAGGUUCUUUUAGUUUUCUGUGUUGCUGUAGUUUCUGUUUUGUCACAGACGCCUAACCCAUGUGUAUCUCCAAAGCAAUGGGAAGGUAGACUGUUCAGGUAUGACCGUAGCAAGAAUUUUCUUCAAAGAGCCAGAAUUAGUUAUGAUGAACUUGACAGACGUGUGAGAGAAGUUGAAGAGAUUGAAAUUGGUCAAACCAGAGAUUACUAUGAUGUGCUUUAUCUACAUAACAUUGGAAUAGAAUACAGACUGAACUUCAGAACCAAAAACUGUACUAUUACUCCAUUAACACGACCAUUCAUCCCUGCUGGUCUGCCAGAAGAUGCCAAGUAUCGUGGUGAAGCUACUAUUGGACCUGCUGGUGUACCAGAUGAGCAUCUUACCGCUGUUCUCUUUGAUGGUGAAUUUGAAGGAAACCCCUACUUUGGUGCUGUAACCUACCCAUCCUGUGCCCCAAUUGAAACCGGUUUCUACAGUAACAGAACUGGAACUGUUCAUUCAACCUACUUUGAUAUUACUCUUGGUAUUACUGAUCCUAGUGUAUUUAUUCCACCAAGUGAAUGUACCAGUUAGACAUCAUGUAUAUCUAAUAUAAAAAAAUAAACAUCCUCAUUUCUUGUUUAGUU
Messenger RNA from Lottia gigantea (owl limpet), 663 nucleotides. RefSeq lists its product as hypothetical. The transcript is spliced from 6 exons. The record is from RefSeq and is a predicted model, not a curated record. Gene Ontology annotation, molecular function: calcium ion binding. NCBI's taxonomy places the organism in Eukaryota, Metazoa, Mollusca, Gastropoda, Lottiidae. Bases 35 to 610 code for a protein of 191 amino acids. Gene Ontology annotation, cellular component: extracellular region; lysosome. Gene Ontology annotation, biological process: cell-matrix adhesion.